Messenger RNA from Diprion similis, 2887 nucleotides. RefSeq lists its product as uncharacterized. NCBI's taxonomy places the organism in Eukaryota, Metazoa, Arthropoda, Insecta, Hymenoptera, Diprionidae. The record is from RefSeq and is a predicted model, not a curated record. The transcript has 12 exons.
UGAGUAGUUUUGCUCAUGCGGUUGUCACAUACGUCAAGUGACAUUCGAUCGUUGCUGGUGGGAAAGAUAAAAAGGCAUAAACCAGGAACUUGAAAAUUCUGUUUGCCGUUUACCCUCGUCGACACAGUCAACUGCAGGUAGAGUAACUGUGAAAACGAGGAUAAUGACGACUAAGAUCGUUUGGUGGACGAUGAUUCUAUCAUUUAUCGGAUAUUUGGUGCGUUCGGAUCUCCCCGAAGAUAACGUGUGCUACGAAACAGUGAGUUAUCAGGAAUUACGCGACAUCCCUUAUGAAGAAUUGUACACCGAAAGAUGCUGGUUGAUCUUCACCUGCGAAGGAUUUCGCACCAAUUACAUCACUGAGCUCUACACGACUUUCAAGAUUCAAGAGACAAGCUGUCCCAAUGAUGAGACCAAGAACGAAACGUCUCAACUAGAUUUGAAUAGUUACAAUUGCAGCUUGGCAGUUUGCGUCGACUCGCUGAUCUGCGACUGCGGCAACGCUCAGGGGGAAUGUCAGGGUCUUUGCAGUGAGAAAAAAGCGAUCUCUGGAAUUUGGAUCAUGUGUCCGUGGGGACAUAAGCACGUUGAAUCAAAUCAGAAAUGCGUUCCUCGGUGUACCGCUUACUGUACGAAUGGAUGGUGCAAGCGUCCCUUCAGAGACUGCACGUGCUUUGAUGGCUACUGGAAAAACGGUUCCGAAUGUUUGCCAAUAUCCAGAGCCUGUGUUCAUGGAGAACAAACGUCAGCCAAUGAGUGCAGAUGCAACUAUGGUUGGGGGGGCGAUUUAUGCGAUGAACCACUUCUGUGUGUAAUCGCUGAACUCGACGGAGAAGAGGUUGCCUGCGACAGCAGUGUGACUUCAGCACCACGUAGUGCCGAAGCUAAAAAUGAGGAUCCUGACGAUGAGUGGAAAUUUCCAGCCUGUGAUCAAAAAUGCCCCAUCGAACUCCGGAGAAAGGCUGUCAAUUCGUCUCAAGCUCUCACGAACAUCGUUUACUAUUUGAUCCCCAUCGACUUGCAAUGUGACGAGACGGAAGCCGCUGAACUCAGCUUUUCAAACAGUACCGGCAACAAAGUGUUGGGAAUAUUCAUCGGGGCGGUAUUGAUUGACCUGAUCGUCGCCAUCUUGGUCAUUAUCGCAUGUAGAACGACCAGACAAAAAUACAAAAUCAAGGAUGCGUCGGUUCCGGAAUCCAACGAUCUUGGAAAGUCGCAAUUCGAAACACCGAAGCCAAAAUUCUUCUUUUCCCUGUCCGAUGAAGUUACAAAGUCCAACGCACACUCUAUACUAGCUGAAAGAGGGGUAAAGAGCGACGGAGGAGGGAAGAUAGAAAUGACAGACAUAGUUACUGUCAGCGUCGUAGUGGUGUUUGCAGCGUUCUCUGCAGCAAAUUCAAAUAGUCCGCGGAGCUUCUACCCUCCGUCGCGCCCCAAGAAUGAAAGUACGAAAGGAUUUUAUAACCUUUCCCAGCAUGUGACUUACCCAGAGAAAACACGGCGUGGUGGUGAGGAAUCAUUUUUCUAUGAUACCUACAGAGACAAUUCGAAGAUAAGAAGUUUGACGAAACGUUCGGAAGACGGUGAUUGCCCUUCAUUCUUUACGAGAGACAGCAUACACAAAAAUUGUUUAAUACCCUGUUCACUGGACAACUGCAUUAACGGAAAGUGCGAGGGUCUCACCGAAUGCAGGUGUAACGACGGGUACAUCAAGUCCCAAACCAAUAGCUUCAUCUGCCAUCCAAAGUGCAGUCCCUGCCAGUCUGGGGAAUGCAAUGAGUCGCAACUCUGUACCUGCGACGAAGGUUACAGAUUGAGUUCGAACCAACGAACUUGCGAACCGAUAUGUAAUGAGAAACGAUGUAAUGGAAAAGUUUGCAUCUAUCCGGAAACCUGCAAAGAGGAUCUAACUAAAAACAGCGUUACAUACGGUCAGUUUUGUAAUGCGAAGUGUGAAUUUGGCGAAUGCGUUGGUCCUAAUACGUGCAAAUGCUUCGACGGUUACCGUAAGAAUGAAUAUGGUCAGUGUUUCGUUUUAAAUUGCACGAAAAACUGUGGAUUUGGCACAUGCGUUGUACCUGAUACCUGCAAGUGCGACGACGGCUACACGAAAAAUAAAAAUGGCCAGUGCACUCGUCCAACGUGCAAACCAGAGUGCAAAUUUGCAACAUGUACCGGUCCCAAUUACUGAAAGUGUCUUCCGGGGUACGAGAUAGUCUUUGAGAAUGCGCCAACCUGCAAUCCGGUCUGUAAAAGAUGCGGCAAGGGUACCUGCGUCGGCCCUGAAACUUGCCGCUGCAAUCAUGGAUUCGGCAAUCCCAAAAGUGAUAAAGGAACCUGCGUUGCAUGCAAGUCGAAGUGUGAGCAUGGCACGUGCUCUAAUAACAGAUGCGAUUGCUCUCCUGGCUGGACAGGAGAAUCGUGCGAGAAGCUGACCAUGUGCGUUAUAACACUCCACAUUCCUGACAACUCCGACAAUUCCAGAGAGCUUUCGGAAUCCUAUAGCACCGACGAUGUGACGACGAAUUUUCACGUUGACACCGAGCUUCAAGCCUGCCACGACAAAUGCUUCAACGAACUCAAGAUCAGAAACAUCGCUAACUUCAGCCUAACUACCUCGAAUAUGAUUUACUAUUUCAUUCCGAUCACUUCUGCGUGCAACAAAAUGGAACCUAACGAUAAGAAUCCAUCACAAAAAUCAACAAUCAUAAUACUAUUAAUAAUAACAUCUAUUAUAUUGUUCGCGACGAUCUUCGGCGUUGUUACUUUUAUGCUCUGGAGACAAAGAAAUGGACGAUUCAAGGAAGAUGUACCUCUUUACGAUGACGCUGGAGCAGUUCAUUUGUACGACGAGCCAUUGCAACGAAAAUACUGUACGUUCUUUUGA